CAUUUAUCUUUACCACUGCUUUACCAUUUCGGAUUUUUCUAUUUAUCAAAAAUCACAGAUCAAAUUUAACAACUUCAAACCGAAAGAUAUUUUUAGCAUUUCGUGACUGAAAGUAAUCUAGAGUUUCCUAUAAUUACCAGUUGAUACAAUAAUGACUGAGGCUGAUAAAAAGUUUGAUCUAAGUCAUCUUAUUCCUAGUCCUCUAAUCACGAAGAGAACUAGAACGAAUUCAACGUGUGAACGAAUUGUAAAAACUAAAAAUCUGUAUGGCGAAGUAAAGCUGUUUUGCAGAGAAAAAGGCCAUGGUUUUAUUACUCCUGAAGAUGGUAGCGAAGACCUAUUUGUCCACAUCUCAGACAUUGAAGAUGAAUUUAUACCGGUACCUGGAGAUAGAGUACAGUAUCAGCUUUGUCCAAUUCCUCCAAAGUAUGAAAAGUUCCAAGCAGUUCAUGUGCAUAUAGUGAAUCUCAAACCUGAGAUACAUAAAAGAUGGGAGCAAAACUAAUAAGUAAUUGUUAUGCUCUCUUGUUUUACAUCUGUUAAAAUUUAAAUAUUGUAACUAACCAGUGGUAGGUUUAGGGCAUGACUGGCUUUCUUUAAUUUUUUUAUUUGGCAUUAAACAAUAGCAUUGUAAGAGUAUUAGCAUUUAAAAUGAAACAGGUUAUAUUUCUGGUUUAGCAUUAAUCAACUAUAUUAAUUAUUUUGUAUAUAUUAGGAUGUUUUAGAAUGGAACAUCUUUUUAAUGUUUACUUGAAUAAUAAAUAAAGGCUCAGAAUAUUUCUUCAAUGUUUAUACAUGUAAUAAACUGAUAUGUUUAUGUUAAACUAGAUAUAAUUAUUUUUAACAACUAGUAUUAUAAGCUUCUAUCUAUUCAACUGAAGUUAAUUUUAUAUUUCGUCCAACAGCUUGAGUAAAUUGAGAAUUACUUGGUUGAAUUGAAAUUGGCUAUAGUUUUUGCUGACUGAAACACUGUUACAAAUGCAUUUAUGUUACUUAUAGUUUUUAAUACUAUGUAAGAUAAAUUUUCAUAAUACAAGUUUAUUUAAUUAUUUUUGAAUAAAUAUGGAGUUUUAA
Sitophilus oryzae (rice weevil) is the source of this 1074-nucleotide messenger RNA. RefSeq names its product cold shock domain-containing protein CG9705. The coding region runs from base 152 to 505 and encodes 117 amino acids. Gene Ontology annotation, cellular component: cytoplasm. The record is from RefSeq and is a predicted model, not a curated record. Gene Ontology annotation, molecular function: mRNA 3'-UTR binding. NCBI's taxonomy places the organism in Eukaryota, Metazoa, Arthropoda, Insecta, Coleoptera, Curculionidae. Gene Ontology annotation, biological process: regulation of mRNA stability. The transcript has 3 exons.